AUGUUUAACUUCUUCUUUCAACGGAAACCCACUCCGGCUAGAAACGUUGUUGCGGUUGAUCCUUUUGGUGGAGCGCUUUCGCUCAUAAUUUCUUUCCUUGAUCAAAAAACCUUUCUAUCUUUUGCUGGCGUUUGUAGUUACAUCCGUGAUUUCAUACAAUCAACAGAGGUAACUAAAGCAUUUGAUUCUAACCUUAAGAAUACAGAUACAGAUUGCUUGGCGAUGAGACAACUCAAUUUUAAAAAAGUUUCCUUCCACAAACUGUUCACCGAAUUGUCCUUCACAAAAGUAUCUGUUUCCAAAAAUCAAAUGGCGAUCCUUUUAGCAUCCAACAAAGUUGAUACGCUAGUGUUUAAACAUUCCCAAUUAACAUUCUCUGAUAUCACAUCCACAAUUUCCAAUCUUGUUUUUGAAAGUGUUUCAAUUAAUGCCAUUACUAUUAACAAAAUAGGAAAUGUGUUCAACAACAUUAAGCAUUUGUCUUUUAAGCAUGUCGGUUUUAAUUGGAAGUUGAUGGAAUCAUUUUUAAAGUUGAAGUUUAAAUGUUUAGAAAGUUUAUAUUUCAGAGACGAUCAAUUGGAUACUGAUUGUGCCAAUAUUUUUUUAAUGAGUAGUAAUUUUAAAACUCUAAAAUCUAUAUCAUUUAAGCAUUGCUCAAUACAACACAUAUCCAAAAUAGAUAGAAACAACUUUCCACAUUUAGAAAAGUUUAGCUUUACGACCGUUUUUAUAGAUGAUGCUAUUAUUAUAAACAUUUUAGAAAGUCAGCUUGAUCUUAAAGAGCUCUAUGUAAACGCCCACAUAACACUAUCAGAAAAAAUAGCCUUAUCUUUAUUGAAAAAUCCUAAAUUAAGUAUUGUUAAAUUGCAUUCAUAUGCUCGUAGUGGUGCUACACGGAUAAGUGAUGAUGUAUUUCUUUUGUUGAUGAGUGGGCUAAAAUAUUUAACUGAAAUUUCCUUACAAAUACCAUCUCGCUUGAUGCCUAUUUUAACUGCAAAUACCAAUGUACGACUGAUUAGAAUUAAUAUGGUAGACAUAGAAAAGGAUCCGUCUCUGAUUCAGUCGCCAUUACUCAAUUUUAGAUUUCAGUCAAUGCUUCAAGUAUUAGAUUUAUCCCACUGUGUAUUACGAGAUUUAGAUUGUGCUGCCAUCAGUUCCUCUAAUAUCAAGGAACUAAGCAUCAUUUGUUGCAGUUUUGUUGACAAUGGAUAUUCCAGCUUAGCGCAUAUGACCCAACUGAAAACCUUUGUUCUUUGUUACCCUAGACUCUUAGGAUCCGCUUUCGAUACUUUUUUCUGCGGGUCAUUAAUUUCACUGGAAAAUUUUGAAUUUUCUCCAAGUUCUAGAGAAACUAAUUCGACCGAGGAUUGUAUUAACAUACCAAAAUUGACAUUUUUUAAAUCCAGUCGUCCCACUCGUUUUGAUAUUGAGAAAAUUUUACGGAAUUCCAGAAUAGUUACUUUGGAUCUUUCUGAAUGGGGAGGCACUCUAAGUCGUUAUGUUGAUUUCGAAUUCAUACAUCAUCUACUAACAACCAACAAGCAUUCCAUUUCUCAACUAAUAUUACCUUCAAAGACCAAAGAAAAGAAAGACAAAUAUUUAACUCAAUCAUUGAAAUUACAAAAACAGUUCAAUAUUCAAGUUUCAUUUAAGUAA
Naegleria lovaniensis is the source of this 1656-nucleotide messenger RNA. RefSeq lists its product as uncharacterized. NCBI's taxonomy places the organism in Eukaryota, Heterolobosea, Eutetramitea, Acrasida, Naegleriidae. The coding region runs from base 1 to 1656 and encodes 551 amino acids. The transcript has a single exon. The record is from RefSeq and is a predicted model, not a curated record.